AUGGCCAACCCCCGUGUCGAGGAACUCCCCGAGGAGGAGACCAAGAAGACCCAAGUCGAGGAGCUCGAUGACUCCAGCGACGACUCCGAUGUUGAGGCCGGCGAUGCCAGCCUCCCCGCCGGCUCGACCACCAUGGUCCACUCGCGCAACGAGAAGAAGGCUCGCAAGGCCAUCGAGAAGCUGCACCUCACCCGCGUCCCCGGUAUCACCCGUGUGACUCUCCGCCGCCCCAAGAACAUUCUCUUCGUGAUCAACAACCCCGAGGUUUACAAGUCCCCCAACAGCAACACCUACAUUGUGUUCGGUGAGGCCAAGAUUGAAGACCUCAACGCCAGCGCUCAGGCCGCCGCUGCCCAGCAGCUCGCCAGCCAGUCCGCUGAGCACGACCACGCCGGCCACGACCACUCCCACGAGGGCCACUCCCACGCCGCCAAGGAGGAGGAGGAGGAUGACGGCGAGGAGGUCGACGCCGAGGGCAUUGAGGACAAGGACAUCGAGCUUGUCAUGACCCAGGCCAACGUCUCCAGAAAGAAGGCCAUCAAGGCACUGAAAGAGAACGACAACGACAUAGUCAACUCGAUCAUGGCAUUGAGUGUCUAG
Molecule: messenger RNA, 600 nt
Organism: Podospora bellae-mahoneyi
Lineage: Eukaryota; Fungi; Ascomycota; Sordariomycetes; Sordariales; Podosporaceae
Gene: EGD2
Product: GAL4 enhancer protein
Exons: 3
Coding region: 1-600 (199 amino acids)
Biological process (GO): protein targeting to membrane
Cellular component (GO): nascent polypeptide-associated complex; cytoplasm
Source: RefSeq, a predicted model, not a curated record